AUGUUUACUCAAGCUUCUGGCGAAAAUCAGCUGCUGCGGAACUUCGUGGACGACGAGGUGGGAAGCUUGGUGGUGGAGAACCUGGCCCCCAAAGCCUCCCAAAGGGUGAAAGAUGCUGAGGGAAGUGAGGAAAAGCAUGCAAGUUCCCCGAAGUCCUUUGCACCUCCGCUACCUGUCCAGGAUGCACCUCAGGUGAAGCCAGCAGAGACUAAGGUGACACCAGGCGCAUCUCCUGCUCAGGUGAAAUCAGAACCGAAGACGCCAGCACCUGCUCUUGGCACGCCUUCUGAAUCUCAUGGAGCAGUUGUUCCAGCCGUGAUGGACGUGAACGCGCCGAAGGUGGAACAGAAUGUGCAGGUUGUCCCAAUGGUGGAACAGAAUGUGCAGGGUGUUUCCAAUGGACAUCAACAUCCUGGUGAUCCCUCUUCUACAACUCCAGCACCAACCAGUGCUGGGAUCUCUCCGAAUGAGGAUGAGCCAAAGUUUUCAACCCCAGAUGCCAUCAACAAGGAGAUUGAAGUAUCCAAGGAGGCUGCUAGACCUCCAUCCGCAUACCUAGGUUGCCAAAGCCCAAAGGAGGCUGCUAGACUUCUACCGCAGAACCCAGGUAAGGCUGAGAUCGCCAAGGAAGCUGUCAGACCUCCACCGCAGAACCCAGGUGUGGAAACGAUCCGCUCUGGCUCACCUGAUCUUCCACUCCUUGCCGCUUGGGAGCGUCAACAAGGGCCGCUGAUUCUUGGAGACUGGCUGCUGUUGGUCGAACCAAUCGUUGCCGACCUGUCGUUGUCAGCUGCUGAAUGGUGGAAGGCCUUGAUCGACGCCUCCGAACAAUGGUACAAGCGGCAUGUUAGCGUCAGUCCGCUGGCUCAUCAAGCAUCCCGUGGGGGAGUAUCAGAGAAACAGAACCUUUUGCGAAACUUGGAGGAGCCCCCAGGGAUACAGAAUGUGCUGGAUACCCCACAAAGUUUGAGAAGGUGGCUGAGAUGGAGAAAUCGUGCAAAGGAGAUUGGAGCCGUCGCUCCUGACCCGGCCUUGCAAUUGAAAGGGCUGCUGCGCAUGACAAGAAAACUUUUGCAAGCCCACAGGGAACUGCAGUUCCGAGUUUCUUUAGUGAGGCCUAAAGAAGAAGAAAAGGGAGAAUCGUCUCCUCAAAAGCCGCGCGUUCAGAAGGUCGUUGACUACGACUUCUACAUCAACUUCUUCGAGCUCUACUGGAACUACGUCAGAACCCAAAGUCUUGUCGAUUCUGGUGCUACACAUCCACUUCGUCCUCGACGUUUGGGCGAAUCUGAUGGAGACUGCAAGACCGUGGCCGUGACCUUGGCCCAAUGGAGAAUCUACGUCCUUGCAGGUGACGCGUGGUGGAGUCAUGAUCACCGAACUUGUGGCAACCGGCCUGAUUGGCUUCUCUUCCUGGCUGAUGUGAUGGUGCGCAAAAGAAAGUGGCGUCGUGGCACUUUUGAAGUCUCCACUGAAACCGUGAAGUACCUGUGCCCUGCUCCUGAAGACCACGGCCACUGGACCCUUCCAAAAGAUGAGCCACCACGCAUCACCAAGAUGAUCAUGAAACCUGCUCACCUUCCACUGUCCGAAGAAGGUUGGGUCGCCAUUGAGAAAGAAACUGUGGACGCACUGGUGAUUAGAAGAAGGAUGAUGAGAGGCAAAUCAGCGAGUAGAAAGAUCGAGGAGGAAAGUGAGGAUGAAGUUCAAAGAGAAGAAAAGACAAAGGGAGUGCAUCUUCUUCGAAUGAUUGAGGAGGAAAUGUGCACCAUGGUCGACGAUGACCCUGAACUUGCACUUGAAGAACUGAUGGUUUUGGGAAGUUUGAAGAAAAUGGUGGUUUUGCCAAACGAAGAAGAGGAGAUCUUGGGCAGACACGAAUUGUGUCGCCAAAGGAGGUUUAUGGAGGUUUCAGAAAAUUGGGAGGUGAACUAUGAGGGGAAAAUCAAGACCUUCAACUUGGAACCACUUCAAUCAGAACCCAAUCUGUGGAGACUUUGUGCUGGAGAAGAUGAAAGGACCUACGGGUUGUUAAUGACGUAUGUCGAUGACAUCUUGGUCGCGGCCCCAAAGAUACAAGGAACUUGGACUACGUCGGUGCCAGAGCCCGUCUCUGGCCCUACUCGUUUUCUUGGAAUGGAACUCACCAAGGUCUACAACGAAAAGAUCCAGCGUGAUGAGGAUGAGAAAGUGAAACCGAAGAAGAUUCCGCUGUCAAGGGAUCAAGCUGCGAUGGAGCCAAAAGAAGAAUCUCCGUCAAUUGGGAAGGUUCGCCUGGCGCAAAAAGCAGUUGGAGAAGCGCUAUGGCUAACCACAAGAGCUCGUCCAGAUCUCAUGUACGUGGUCUCAAGGAUGGGAUCAGCUGUGACUCGUGCUCCUGAGGCUGUGAUCCAAGCAAGCAACCAGCUCACGGGGUACCUCUCAACCACAGCCAAUGAUGGAUUGAAGUUUGAAGUUGAAGAAGGCGAAAACCCAAUCUUGACCGUCUCCACAGAUGCUUCAUUUGCACCUGACUCUGAGGAAAGCCAUGGCUUCUUCGUUGUCCUUUUGGGCUCUUCUCCAGUUUUUAAGAGGUCUGGCCGGCAAGGUUUUGUGACAUUGUUGACAGCUGAAGCAGAGCUUAUUGAGAUCAUCGAGGGCAUGGUGGCUGGUGAAAGUGAGUUCAUGGUGGCCGACAUUGGAACGAAGCCAUUGACCGCAGCACGAUUUGAGUUUCUGAAGGUUUGCAUGGGCAUGGGAAAGCUAGAAAGUAAAAGUGAAGCUGGGGUUGAAGAAGGAAAAGCAAGAAAAGAAGGAGAGAAGAAAGAAGAAAAGAAAGAACAGGACGGCCAGCUCGCCAACAAAGAAAAGAAGCGCCUGGCAGAAACAGCUCAGGUCCUACGGCUGAUCACCUUGGCUGCGUCAAUUGCAGUCACCAAAGCGGAGGAAGAGAAAGAAGCGGGAGUUCGUGCCCUCAGGAGCCUUUGCUCUGGCUUGGCACGCCGUGAGCAGGGCGUUGCUGGCGAAAGCCGUGCAAGUCUGAGGCGCAGGACCGAGCGCAGCCCUGAGCCCCGUGAUACUCGGGAAUCACUGCCGAGGAGGAGAUCAGAAAAAUCAGUGAGACAAGCGCCCAAAAGAGAGGAGCCAGAAGAGGAGGAAGCCCAAGAAAGUGAGGAAGAGGAAGACGAGCGUCGACGCCCCGCAAAGAGUCCAGAUCAUCGCCCUGUAAAAGAUCCACAUCAUCGUCCACCAGAGCCUGAAGGGCCACCGCCUAGUCCCCGCACCUCUGGGAAACCCCGUGAGGAAAAGCGGAGCUCAGGAAGAGAAGGCGUCCUGCUACACAGCGUGGAGGCAGGAAGCAUCAGCGCUUCCGAAGGCCGUUUGAGCUGGGGAAUCUGGGCAAGUGAAAUGGGCGAGUACGUGAGUGGGGCGGAAGUGGACGUAGAGGAGCUUGCACGAUGGAGCAGCUUGGAACCGCGUGUGGGCACCCUGUUGGAGGUGCAUCUACCAACCAGUUCCAUGGCCGCGGCUGGAGACGAUUGGGCUUUGUUUUUCAUUUUGCGGGUGGAGCCCCGUUUGGAUGGCAGUCACGCUUUGGCCUGCCGCUUGCUGGGUUGUUCAGAUGCAAAUUUGCCACCCGAUCUUCAACGCUACGAGAUGGAUGGGGUCAUCAUGGUGCACCUAUGUCUCAGCAGACCUUGUGUGGACCUCGACCCUGUGGUUGGCUUGCAUGUCACCCGCAUCAGACUCUGGGACGUAGAAGAUCUCAGGGACUCAUGCGAGUAUGUUCCAAAGCGUAUGUGGGCCGAGCUCAAGAAGUGGGAAAAGGCUUUGGGAGGAACAGCUUCAGACCCCCCGAAGAAAACACCUCGGGCAAAGGGCAAGACACCCAAAGCCAAGGCAGACAAGGCCGAACCUCGGCGCGCCGCCGCUAUCAAGCCUGGAGCUGGCGACCGCCGCGCUCCUGGCCUCGGCGAGGACAUGCGGAAAGAACUCCAACGGCGUUUGCAGAAUGCCAAAAUGAAGAAGGGAGAUGGAGAAGGCCGAACUGGCGUGGCAGAGGCUGGGGUGGAUUUAGUAAGGUUCUUUGCGCUGAUUGGUGGUGCUUCUAUGUUUUAA
Messenger RNA from Cladocopium goreaui, 4098 nucleotides. The record is from the annotation of a GenBank genome assembly. Lineage: Eukaryota; Dinophyceae; Suessiales; Symbiodiniaceae.